GCAGGAAAUUCAAGGGCAUUGCGAGAAGUCUUGUGAUAUUCAGGCGCAGCGUAAAAAGGAGCAUCCCGAGGCUUGCAAGAUGGAGAGCACUGCUGAGCAGGUCAAGGGUGCUGCUAAGGAAAAACUUGGCCAAGCGACUGCUGAUGAGCGUGUGACUGCGGAAGGCCAUAGCCAGUGCAAACAAACCAAGGGCAGUGUUGAGAAAUACGAUGAACUUCCCGAGAAGGAGACUGAGGGGGACAGUCACUAAAAAUUGAAACAACUUUUUCAUUAAAUGUUUGAAUUCAUGUUUUCCAAUUCAUUAAUUUAUUUAUUUAUUAGUUCAGCAACAAAAAAAUCAAACCUUGUGCUAAAUCCUCCAACCUUUUUAUAAACCUUGAUAGAUUUUUGUUACAAAUUUGCCAUAGAAAAUGGUUAUCCAGAUGGCACAUUUGAGUUCUCCCUUGAUUUUUUGCAUGUUCCGCAGGGGCAGUCUGCCUUAUGUACAUAGUUGUGAGCUCGAAAAUCCAUGCUUUAUCUUGUUUUGUUGUUGUUUGGAAUAAUUUUAAAAUUGG
This is a messenger RNA of Kickxella alabastrina, 554 nucleotides long. RefSeq lists its product as uncharacterized. Bases 80 to 250 code for a protein of 56 amino acids. The record is from RefSeq and is a predicted model, not a curated record. The transcript has a single exon. NCBI's taxonomy places the organism in Eukaryota, Fungi, Kickxellomycota, Kickxellomycetes, Kickxellales, Kickxellaceae.